Sipha flava (yellow sugarcane aphid) is the source of this 3905-nucleotide messenger RNA. RefSeq lists its product as uncharacterized. The transcript has 5 exons. The record is from RefSeq and is a predicted model, not a curated record. The coding region runs from base 282 to 2390 and encodes 702 amino acids. Lineage: Eukaryota; Metazoa; Arthropoda; Insecta; Hemiptera; Aphididae.
GGCACUGCUCCGACGACCGCCGUAGCUGCAACACUCGCGUGCUCGCCGCCUUUUCGUCCGCGUCACCGCCCCCUGUCACCGGCGACCGUUGCCGCCCGUACGCUUCCCGUGUUCCCGUUUUUACACACCGAGUCCCGGCCGUCAUCCCCCGUUCGCUGGCACACGACGAUGCGCAUCGGGAACCCGUUGUCCGCCGCCACCACGUCCGCGACGUUCUGAAAAAAAGCCGUCCCGGGGGACUCGACGACGAACGACCGCCGCGCGACCGCCGCGCGACCGCGAUGACCACGGGACGCGCCGGGACCGCGGUCGCCCGUCUGCUGCUGCUGCUGCUGCUGUUGGCGGGCACCGCGUGCCGGGCCGCGUCGUUCCAGUGCGACGGCGGCGGCCAAGUGAACUUCGAACUGCUCAACGGGUACGCGGCCAGCCCCGCGGCCAAGCACGCGAUGCGCGAGCAGUUGGCCCUGUUCACGUUGCCGCAGUGCAUAGACGCGUGCAAGUCCGACGACCAGUGCGCCGCGGUCACGUACGAGACGGGCGCGUGCGUGUCGUACGCCGCGGUGCCGCAGAAAAACGCCAACUCAGACUUUCCGUUGAAACGAUCGCAGUAUCCAACUCACACCACAACGGUUGCUCGAAAAAUAUGUGUUCGGGCACCAAAGGCGUGCAACCAACGGUCGUGGAGUUUUGAUACGAUACACGGUGAACUGAAAGUUUCGUCUAAACAGCACUACAAAGCAAUCACUCGGGCUGGAUGUAUGGACAAGUGUCUGAAUGAAAAGAGUUUCCAGUGUAGGUCGAUCAACUUCAACAAGGAGACGGGCGAUUGCCACGUGAACGACGUGGAUCGGUUCACCGUGUCCGGGCGGCCGUCGAUCAACAAUCGGUCCGCGAGCACAGUGGACUACAUGGAGUCGAACUGCGUGGUGGAACAGCCGCGGAUGUGCGACUUCACGGAGCUGGACGGCAAGUUGCUGCGGACGGUGGACGCGAUAUUCGAGAACGUGGCCACCAUGGACCGGUGCAAGGAGAUGUGCCUGGCGGCCGAGGAGUUCCAGUGCCGGUCGUUUGACUAUAACGAGACGGGCGUGAACGUGUGCCGCAUCUCGCACCACAGCAUGUCCAGCCUGUCGCAGCUGGAACAGCCGUACAUGGCCGUGGCGGGCGCCACCACGUACCAAAUGUCGUCGUGCUUCAGCGUAAAGAUCGACUGCCGCGGCACGGACAUGGUCGCGUCCGUGCACACCAACCGGCUGUUCGACGGCAAGGUGUACGCCAAGAACAGGCCCAACUCCUGCGUCAACGACGUGAAGAACACGCUCGACUUUGACCUGCACCUGGACUACCACGGCGCCGACUGCGACGUCCGGCAGGAUCAUCCGGGCAAGUUCUUCACCGAAAUCAUCAUCCAGCACCAUGACCAGAUCGUCACGGGCCAGGACAUCGGGCUGUCGGUGCGGUGCACGUACGACCUGCAGAACCGGAGCGUGGGCCAGGGCAUCGAGCUGGCCAUGGCCCCGGCCGCGGAACCGGAGUACGAUGACGGCGCGUCCGCGGAGUCGGAGCCGCUGGGCGUGGGUCACGGACAGGGCGAUGGAGGCGCCGAGGAAACGGCGUUCGUGAUAUCGCCGACGGUGAUGAUGCGGAUCACGAACCGGGCGGGCGGCGAUAUACACGCGGCACAGGUGGGCGACCCUCUGAGCCUGCGGUUCCACAUACUGGACGACCGGUCGCCGUACGAGAUAUUCGUGCGCGAGCUGAUCGCCCUGGACGGCGUGGACACCAGCGAGAUACUGCUGAUCGACCGGGACGGCUGUCCCACGGACCCGGCCAUCAUGGGCCCCAUAUCGGCCGUGAGCACCGGCUCCGGUGGCACCGUCAAAAUACUCGAGGCGCCGUUCGACGCGUUCAAGUUCCCCACCUCGGACAUCGUCCAGUUCAAGGCGCUGGUCACGCCGUGCCUGCCCAAGUGCGAGCCGAUCAACUGUAACGUGGUCGGCCACAACGGAGCGAUCCGCCGAGCGGACUCUUUCGGCAGACGGCGUCGCAGACGGAGUGCGAACAACCAAACGGACGAAAUGGUGUUUCAACAGAUUCGGAUCGAGGACAAGUUCAAAUUCGAAGCCCAACAGGGUGAGCCCGGCCAAGAGAUCAACUUUUCCAGCCUGGAUGACCAGAAAACCGUCUACUGGAACACGUACGCGUUCGCCCUACUACUCGUCACGUUCGCGCUGCUUCAGCUGUUCGUAAUAUUCGUCUGUUGGCUGUGCACGACAAACAAGUCGCGGGACAGUCGCACGACAGCGUCCCUUUACGAGGCGGCAAUCAAUGAGUACGCAUCCACUGCCCAGGGUCCCGUUUCCUGGGGAGGCCGCAGUUACUAUAAGUGAUUUCCGCAGGACCUGGUGUCCAGGUACGAGGCGCGUUGGUAUACUCGAAUCGUAGAUCGGUUGAAGGGACGGAGAAAAGAAUAAAAAAAAUAACGCGUACCGAUGAAAAUAUUAAAACUGUAAAUAGAAAAAUUUCAACCAUGUGCACGUCGUGUACCUGCGUGGUCAAACCCGUCGAGCCAAAAACGUUUUCCUGUUAUAAGUAGUAUAUUUUAAUACCUAUACUAUAUUUGAAGGAACAAUACACAUUAUUAUCAUUAUUAUUAUUAUUAUUAUUAUUAUUAUUUGGGUAUAGGCAUGUAAGUAAAUUUUUUUUUCUAUAAAUUACUUUUUUUGACGAUUUUUACACACGUUAAUAUUAUUUUCUGAUCACUUAUCCUAUAGCCGUUAUUAUGUCAGUUAGACGAUCAAAAAACCCAGGUGAGAAAUUUUCAAAAUAGAAUGCUUCAAGGAUUUUAAUUUGAUUUGAUUUUGUACUUUAUUAGCCGAUUUUGUAUUAACUGUCAAUAAAAUUAAAGCUUAGGACUUAAUAUACGUAAAUAUAAUAUAAAAAUAAUUUAUCAAUUAGCUAGGUUUGACUAUUUUCUUGUCUAUUUGAAAACAAAUUAUUACUUUUAAUUUAUUAAGUGUACUAUUUUUGUUUUUAAGAUAUUUGUGUUAACACUAUGAAGACACUAGUUACAAACAAUAAAUUAUUUAAAUUAUUUAAAAAUAUAAAUUAUCAAAACAGUGCUUUUACAAAAUGAGUAAACAAUUUCACUCAAUUUUUCAUUCAUAUUUAAAUUUAAAUUACUCUCUGAGGACAUAAUUACUACAUUAAUCGAUAUUUACAAAUCACUCGUUCUAAAAUUGAAAUUAUUUUAUUAGAAUUCCUAAACAAGGGUAAAGUAAUUGAUGACAUAUUUGGUAUCGACACUAAAUGCUAAAGUUUUAUCAACCAAAUUUAUCUAAAUUAGGUAAUUAUGAUUUUAUAACAGUUAAGAAAUGAGAAUACAUGUAAUUCAUUCACAUUACGAAACUUUGAAAACCAUAGAUCAUAUUUGUCGUGUAUCACUUAAGUUAUACGAGUGUCAUCGUUUUUGAAGUGACCACGACGAAAACAUUAAAAAAUUUUUGUGUUUAUAAAAUAUUCAAAGUUAAAAAAAAUUAGGAAUAUAUUUUCAACGACGUAUAGUGUUUAAAAUGUACGUAUUUUAACUGAACAGGGUCGUAUCGAAUGAUGGAGUGAUUGAAUUACAAUUUUAGGGUUUAAUAAUUGCAAAUAAUUUUUGCACAAGAAAAAAUGUAAUAAAUUAUUGAUCGAUUCAACUCCAAUUCGAUGGCCUUUAUUUUUCUUUAACUGUAAUACUAAUAAUACCAAUCAUACAUUUGAAAAUAUUCUGGACCAACGUAAGGUAAAAUAGCAACACAGGUGAAAUAUUUAAAAAUUCCCCUUUAAUGUAAUCCAAAAAAAAUAAUUAGAUCUUCCAGAUCUCCCCACCAUCGUAAUGGUAUCGUGAAUUGUAAAAAAAAAAA